Messenger RNA from Chinchilla lanigera (long-tailed chinchilla), 5019 nucleotides. RefSeq names its product hepatocyte nuclear factor 4, alpha (gene Hnf4a). The record is from RefSeq and is a predicted model, not a curated record. Lineage: Eukaryota; Metazoa; Chordata; Mammalia; Rodentia; Chinchillidae. Gene Ontology annotation, molecular function: zinc ion binding; RNA polymerase II cis-regulatory region sequence-specific DNA binding; nuclear receptor activity. Gene Ontology annotation, biological process: cell differentiation; positive regulation of transcription by RNA polymerase II; anatomical structure development. The transcript has 10 exons. The coding region runs from base 1064 to 2578 and encodes 504 amino acids.
UACAUUGUUAGAGACAUAUUUAUCAGUCACUGGUUAUCCGAAGGUCCAAUUUAACUGUCUGUGGGGCUCCUACCCCCGCCCCCAGUACUGGAGAUUGAACCCAGGGCCUUCACACUGAGCUACAUCUCCAGGCUUUUAAAAAAUUUUUUAUUUUGAGUUAAGAGUCUGGCUGAGUUGCUAAAUCGACCAGGCCGAGUUUAAACUGGGGAUGCUCCUGCCUCAGCUUCCCAGAGUGAUAGGAUUCCAGGCCUGCUGUACCAUGCCCAGCUCAGCCUGUGUCUGAUUUGCAGGCUUACAGUGCUGGGAGGGAGGGGUCUUGCCCACUGUCUUUAUUGCUGCAAAUCAGCACCCAAAAUGAUGCCGACGGGAGCGGGUGAACAAAUGGGAAAUGCUUGGAGGGACAGAUUCCUUCGUUCAUUCGCUCAUGUAUUCAGCCAGUGCAUUUACACUAAGUGCCAGCUGGGACCUGAGCGUAGCAGGAUCAGUGGGACACAGUCCAGAGGGGAAGUCAUCUCCUUUGGGUGCUAUGGAGCUCUGGGGGCUGUGGGUGGACAGAGGAAGAUGACGAGCUGGGCCUUGGAGGGAGGGGAACAGCUCUGCUAGAGACAAGCGCAGGACCAGGGGUGCUGCAGGUGGCCAGGGAGGGGUGUGCGGCGUGGCUGAGGGGUUUGCUGAGUGUCACCGCCCAGCAGACACACCCGAGCUGGGCCAAGUGACAUUCCUGUGCCCAUCCUCCAGGUGGGGAAACUGAGGUUCAGAGAGGUGAAAUGCUGGGCCUGGGGUGGUUGGAGAAGGGAAAGCCAAGAUUCACAUUUAGGUCUGGUGGACGCCGAAGCUUGCACUCUUCUAGCAAAGCUGCUGGGCAGAGGACGGGCCCCACACAUGGAGAAUGAACCACAUGAGCUCAGAAGGGGACAGGACCAGGCCCUGUGACUGCCGCCCGCAAGCUCAGCAGGAGGACCUGGAGUCAGCGGGCAGCCGGGUUGGGUCUCCGGGAGCCCCAGCUGAGCCCUGUGGCUAUGGCUAAGUCCUUGCAUGGGUCCUGGGCAGGGCUGUAGUUUCCAUGGAGACCACCUCCCACCACCUCCGAAAUCCCAUUGUGACCAGCAUUAAGGGAUUAACUGCCCAGCAGCCCUCGCAGGGUCUUGAGUGCCAGGGUGGCAAGAGGAGCUGGCUCCAGGAUGAAGAGGCCGCCCCGUGUGCGGGGCCCCGUAGCACCGGGAGAAGGAUGUCGGACGGGGGCCAGGGCUUCCCCCAGGAACCACCAGAUACAUCUCCAUCAGAAGGUGCCAACCUCAACGCACCCAACAGCCUGGGUGUCAGUGCCCUCUGUGCCAUCUGCGGGGACCGGGCCACAGGCAAGCACUAUGGUGCCUCGAGUUGUGACGGCUGCAAAGGUUUCUUCCGGAGGAGCGUGAGGAAAAACCACAUGUACUCCUGCAGAUUCAGCCGGCAGUGCGUGGUGGACAAAGACAAGAGGAACCAGUGCCGUUACUGCAGGCUCAAGAAGUGCUUCCGGGCUGGCAUGAAGAAGGAAGCUGUCCAGAACGAGCGGGACCGCAUCAGCACACGGAGGUCCAGCUACGAGGACAGCAGCCUGCCCUCCAUCAACGCGCUCCUGCAGGCAGAGGUCCUGUCCCAGCAGAUCACCUCCCCCGUCUCGGGAAUCAAUGGCGACAUUCGGGCCAAGAAGAUUGCCAACAUCGCAGAUGUGUGUGAGUCUAUGAAGGAGCAGCUGCUGGUACUCGUUGAGUGGGCCAAGUACAUCCCGGCUUUCUGUGAGCUCCCGCUGGACGAUCAGGUGGCCCUGCUCAGAGCCCACGCCGGCGAGCACCUUCUGCUGGGAGCCACAAAGCGAUCCAUGGUGUUCAAGGACGUGCUGCUCCUGGGCAAUGACUACAUUGUCCCCCGUCACUGCCCGGAACUGGCCGAGAUGAGCCGAGUGUCCAUUCGCAUCCUCGAUGAGCUGGUACUGCCCUUCCAGGAACUGCAGAUCGAUGACAAUGAGUAUGCCUGCCUCAAAGCCAUUAUCUUCUUCGACCCAGAUGCCAAGGGGCUGAGCGACCCAGGCAAGAUCAAGCGGCUGCGCUCGCAGGUCCAGGUGAGCUUGGAGGACUACAUCAAUGACCGCCAGUAUGACUCCCGCGGCCGCUUCGGCGAGCUGCUGCUGCUGCUGCCCACGCUGCAGAGUAUCACCUGGCAGAUGAUUGAGCAGAUCCAGUUCAUCAAGCUCUUUGGCAUGGCCAAGAUCGACAACCUGCUGCAGGAGAUGCUGCUGGGAGGGUCCUCCAGUGAUGCACCCCAUGCUCACCACCCGCUGCAUCCUCACCUGAUGCAGGAGCACAUGGGCACCAAUGUCAUUGUUGCCAACACAAUGCCCGCUCACCUCAGCAACGGACAGAUGUGUGAGUGGCCCCAACCCAGGGGGCAGGCAGCCACGCCUGAGACUCCACAACCCUCGCCGCCAGGUGGCUCAGGGUCUGAGCCCUACAAGCUCCUGCCAGGAGCCAUUGCCACGAUCGUCAAGCCCCCCUCUGCCAUACCCCAGCCGACCAUCACCAAGCAAGAAGUCAUCUAGCAAGCUGCCAGGGGCCGGGGGCUCUGCCAGCUCACCCCAGCCCCCCCAGAGAGUGCCUGGUGACCACUUGGCCAUAGCCAAGGAAGGCAUGGCAAGAGGGCCAGUUCCAGAGCAGGAACGGAAAGGGGGAAGGGCCCAGGAACGCGGGCCGAGGGCCAUAUCCCAUCGCCAACCUUGACCCUGUGCUCUGGACGAUAGGGCUUUGACUCAGGGAGACACCAGCUGGAAAGCCCUCUGCUGCCUUGGACAACUUUCUUCAUGUCGAAGCUACCACCUUCACUUCCCACAACCCCAGCUUCUUCGCCCUCUAAGGACUGCUGGCUGGAGAUGCUAUGGGACCUUGCUUAGACACGGCUCCCUUCCCCCCAGCUGGGACUCGCUCUCCCAGUACUGGUCACAGUGUCCAGUCACAGCCCCAGGAGGCCUGGUCAGGUCACGGCACCUUACCCUCCCUCCUCUACUGCCCCCACCUCAAAUGCCCCUCUCCACCCUCUGCUGUCACCUUCCUUGGCCGUCCUGUCUUCUCCAGAGCCCUCUCUCUGGAGGCUGAGGAAGACUUGGAAGCCAUUCCCCCAGGCAUCCCUGCAACACUCUGUAAGCCCUGACCGGGGCUAGUCUGAGGCAGGAGACUGAGGAGCAAGACAGCGCCAUCCCCCCAACUCUGGGCCUGCUACCUUUCCCUUCUUCAGGUGCUGGACCGGACCCUUGGAGUGAUGGUCCCCAUGGGCUUUGAACAAUGAGUGAACGAUCCAAGGUUAACAGCUGGAGCAGGACUUGGGGGAGGGUGGGAGCAUGGGGCCUUGAAUGCCAUACUGAGGCCAGGAGUAUGUGGAGAGGGGUGGCCCAGGCUGUCAGAAGAUGCAUACAGCAUCCUACCAAGCGUGGAAGGUUGGGAGGGAGCAGCAAGUCAGAUGGGGCGCAUGAUGGAAGGAGAGUGAGAGGUUGAGGUGUAAAGGAGGGUGUGGAUGAUCCUCAGGUCAGAGUGAUGUCAGUUAUUCCAGGCCAGUCUCAAGCUCUUCCUCAUUCCCAGGCACUGUCUUAAGCAUCUGACUUCCAGUGUCUCAUGGAAUCCUCUCUAUUACCUAGAGAUUGUUACCAAAGAUGCAGCUGAGUUCUAAGAGGUUAAGGGAUUUUUUUAAUCUGAAACUCAUAUAGAUAGUCAGUGACUGAGUCAGGCCAUGAACCCAGGUCUCCCUGGAUCAGAACAGGAGAUCUUAGUGUUUGUUUUCUGUUUUGUUUUUUUUCCGGUACCGGGAAUCGAACUCAUGACCUUGCACUUGCCGGGCAGACGCAGUGCCACUGAGCUAAAUCCCCAGCCCCCAGAACAGGAGAUCUUAAUACCCAAAAGAACCCUCGUGUUCACUGUGAUCCCAGUGAGGGACUUCCUGGUCCUUCACCAGCCUCAGAACCCAAGGGCUCACAUUUCUAGAAGCCCUGCCCACUCCCAGGACUAAAGUGGGCCCGAAGCUGCGCUCAAGUCCACCGAGGGUCCAGAAUCCUGUUGCUGAUAAAUAUGAAGACGAAUUCAUGGCUCUUGACCCCUUUUCUCUCUUCACUCCCCAACUCUGGCAGAGGGGUGGUAGGAGUCUGGUUCCUGGGAGAAAAACCAAUCUGGCCUGUCAGUCUCUAGAAUGAUGAAGGGCAGGGCGGGAUGAUAAAGUCUGACUUUGAGGCUUGCUCUGGAGAAUGUCACUCAAGGUACACUCUGGAAACAUUGAACUCCAGGAUAGAGCACCUCAUCCCUAUAGAAUCUUGAUGGCUUUGGGGAGAUUCUGAAAAAUGUCACUGACUAGUGGGACUGAAAGGAAUUUGUCCUAAGACUGUAGGUGUGAUUAGGUAGGAAAGUGAGCUGUUAGAAUGAUUACCUAUGCUCUGCCCAAGGCUGACCCUUCUGAGGGGAUGGCAGAGCCAUACCCCGUACCCAGAUAUCCCACCACUAGUGAUUAUUCCUUGUUGCAAGAGAGGCAGGGAGAAGCACUGGGGCCACGUUUCAGAGGACUCUGCACCCCAGGGCCAUCAGAAUUGGCCUCCCCACUCCAGCAAGGCAAGUCUCAGACUCCAGGAGUAACCACUCCCUGCUCGGAGCUCUCAAGCUUUCCCCAGCCACCCUCACUCCAGGGCUCCAGAAUUCCCCGCCAAGUGGCUCAGUCCAGUCUGAAUGAGGCAGGGAAGCUGGAAUCUGGUCAUUCUGGUCAUUUCUACUCUUCGUCCAGUCCCCCUGUUGCCAGUGUCACUCAGGCCUCUGUCAUGGGAGCAAAGUUGAGAAAAUGGCCCAUGGAGUGGGGUAACGGUAUCCUUUAAUGGUUGCAAUCUUCUGGGGCAGGGGGUCAGUUCUUUGCCCCUGAUCCACUCUUUCUGGAGAGGAAAACCAUUCUACUUUUAUAACUUUAUUGCAAUGCAAGAAACACAAAAUAAAGAAAAGUUUACUUUUCUGGCUCUAA